Messenger RNA from Rhopilema esculentum, 1908 nucleotides. The record is from RefSeq and is a predicted model, not a curated record. Lineage: Eukaryota; Metazoa; Cnidaria; Scyphozoa; Rhizostomeae; Rhizostomatidae.
GGGGCAAAUAGAGAUUCAGAUAACGAAUUCAUACGCAGGGUGACCUAUUGUAAUGUCUGUUUUGUCAGUAGUUAUUAACAUAUCAAAGCCUUUAGCAUUGAUGAAGAAUCAGAGAGACCAUUUUUAAUCCUCACAACGUGCUGCAGUGAGAAAGUCGAUGGUGUAGUUAGAAGUUCUUCUCAAGAUGCGUUUUCUACCUUGGAAAAAAAAGAAAGGUGACGAAGAUGCUUUGCAUCCUAACAAACCGAUUGAUUCCCCUUUCACCCAGCAGAAUCUUUCUGCAUUCAGACUCGAAGUUUCAGUUUCAACGAUGCUUCCAGUGCUUCUUUGUUUUACAAUUUCAUGUAUUCCAAUUGGCAUAGUCUUUCUGACCGUCAAUAGCAAGGUUCUAGAGAAAGUUGUAGAAUAUACGAAUUGCAAGCAGUAUGAAUGUGGCAGUUCAUACAAUCCUGCCAGUGGAACAAAGAAGUAUUGUUGCAAGGUCACCUUUCAAUUGCCAGAUGAAUUCAAAGGCCAGGUUUUCAUGUACUACAAGCUGGACAAUUUCUUCCAGAACCACAGGAUGUAUGCUCGCUCCAAAGAUGAUGAGCAGUUUUAUGGAAUCGUGAAAACAACCUUGGCACCUACUUGCAAAGAACCAUUCAGGCAUAAAAAAGAAAAUUACAAAAAUAACUCUUGGAGCAUACCAGUCACCCCUUGUGGAGCUGUUGCAAACAGUCUGUUUAACGAUACCUUUAAAAUGGUGUACAUUCAGCUAGGCCCGGAUCUUGAAGUGACCAUGUCACAAAAAGAUAUCACAUGGUCAUCUGAAAAGAGCCAUAAGUUCCGCAACCCGUCUCUCAAGAACGUACAGAAUGGAACACUUUCUUCAGCACUGAGAGGGUUUGGUGCCCCUAUUAACUGGCAAAAUCCUGUCUAUCAGCUGAGCCCUUACGAGCCUGAGGAGAAUGGAUUCUUGAACAGUGAUCUCAUUGAAUGGAUGAGGACGGCUGCAUUCCCCAGCUUUCGAAAACUUCAUAGAAGGAUCAUUCACGUUGGAGCACACUUUGAAAAGGGCCUGCCUAAAGGCAACUACCGUAUGGACAUCAAGUACAAUUACCCUGUAAAAGAUUUCAAAGGCAAGAAGUAUUUUGUAUUGACGACAGCUAGUUGGCUUGGUGGGAAGAACAGUUUUCUUGGUGUCUGCUACCUCACAAUUGGAAUCAUUAGUUUCAUCUCUUCGUUUCUGGCAACAGUGAUGCACAUGAAGUCCAGAACAAGAACACAGAAAGUUGGUUCGAUUGAUAAUGGUAUAGAGUUACGUGCAAAAUAAGACAUUUUGUAAUGUUUUCUUUUAUGAAAUGGAACUAAAGCAUUAAGCAGAAUUUGAUUGCACGCAGUUUUUAAAGUAUGGGAUUUGUUAGAAUAAAUAGAGCUGGGUUUGCAUUUGAAUAAGUUAUCUGUCUUAUAAGGUAAAGGUACAGUAAUUAUAGGUAGAGUAUCAAAAAAAUUAAGUAUCGUGAAAAAUUGGUUUCAUAGACCUUUGUUUAGACCCCAGGAAAGGGGAAUAGGUGUCACCCCUAUCUGAAAUUUUUGAAUUUGCAACACCCACUGUUUAUUUUUUACUUGGCGGAAAGAAGUGCUUGAACUGAUGCUUCCAAUAAAAAGAUUGCCAUAACUUGUGAAUAAUAUAGAAACAUGUUCUUUAAAUUAGAUUUUUGGGUUCUUAGCUUUUAAUAAGCUUCAAUCUUGUAUUACGCACAAAUCUAAUGUACAGCCUGUACAUAGUGUUAUAAAACAAUAGAUAGUAUUUGCACGGGUUGUUUGCCAUGAUCAAUGGCGAUGUGUUUUGUGACUUUCAUUUAUAAAUAAGAUUUAUUGUGUCGCACUUUUUGCAUGAUAUAUUUCGUCACUUAUUGCAUAAAAUUA